UUGAUUUUAUUUAAUUUUCACAAUUUGAAAAUCCUUUUACACUUUACAAAUAUUUUAUCUAAUCCGUGCAUCGAGAUCUUUAUUAUAGCAUAAAUUACGAAAAACAUGUUGAACAGUCUUAGAACUUAAAAACUGCAGUGGCAUUAUAAAAAUGUUGAUUUAUUUAGCAAAAAAAUUGUUAUUCAAUACUUUAAGAUAAUGCUGCAAGUUUUUUUCGUUUCAUUGAACUUUCAUAGAUACUACUUCCGCCCCCCUCCUUCAGUAUUCUUAUAUUAUACCUUACAAUAAUUCGACAAAAUUCUGUCUGAAGUGAAAAGUUUUCGUUCUUCGUCUACUUGACGAAAAGCUGCAUAAAUAGCAGGUGAAAGUUUGUAUAUACGCAAAAAGCAAAAGCUGAGUCAGAUUGCUUUACUUCGAUAUCGCGCUAUCUAAUUGUGGAGAUUACUCGUCAUAAGUUUAAACGUAUAGUAUACAAAUACAUACAAUCACGCAUCGAUAUUUGAUUUAACUUAGCCGCGCCCAUGUUUGAUUACCAGUAUUCUUAUUUUUGUUACCAUCAAAAAAUAUAAAAUCACAAAACUCGUCUAUUUCAAACAUAGUUAUUUCAAAUGAAUGUGAUUCAACAAUAUACAAACUAUCGAUGAAUUCGCACAAGAAAAAGUGAAUAAAUAAAGAAAUAUUGUCGAUUCCACAUUCAAUGCGCCGAUUACGAUCAGCGCAAAGAAAUUUAUGCAAAUCUCAAUCACCGCCACCCGCAUUAUCUCCUUUAAAGGGUAUAGAUGGCGUUUCGCAUUUCGCGGGCAAAUUAUCACGUAUGUAUAUGCAGCAGCCGGGCAGACGACAAAAAUACCAUUGCUCGUAUAUUUAUAUAUCGUUGAAAAUGCACAUGCUAAACUCUCAGUUGUUAAUAAAUAUUAGUUCUCUCAUCAUACCUAAACGUAACCAGUCGACGGUCAAUGAAACGCGAAUGUCGUAACGAAUCGAAAAAAAAAAUUAUGAAACUGUCCAUUUAUUAACAUGAGGUAUAAGCGAUACGGUAGCGACCUUAUAUGGCAACGAUCAUUCCCGUGAGUGAGGAAAGGAGAGGCUCCACAGCCGCGACAGUCGUCCAGGCUCAAGUGCGUCGGCCGCUUGCAGACAACUCCCGCGCGGACGCAGAGAAGAGCUUAGAGCUUGUGAUAUUUAUAAAAUAUAAGUCAUGAUUUUGAGGCGUUUGCCAGUUUUUUCAAAGUGAUACCGCGCUCUUGCGUUUAUGGCCGCUGGAUCUUCAAAUAAAUCGCCUUAAAGUCCGUUUUACAGAGUACAAUCAAUUUGACCUUGCAGUGUUAGUCUCUACCUUCUUUUUAAUCCACACAAUCAUCAUGCCGGGAAAACAAUUCAGCUUUUUCUACAUAAUUGCCUUAGUGCUAAGUCACAAGCAUGUAUUUACGUUCAACGUCGAGGUGGAGGAUUAUGCAGUAUAUCAAGGUGACUCUAAUUCGAUGUUUGGCUAUGCUGUUGCUGAAUAUCGUGAUCAACACGGACGUGGUUGGGUCAUAGUUGGUGCACCAUUAAAUCAAACAAGACAAUUAAAUAUUGAUAAAGGUGGUUCAGUGUUUAGAUGUGAUAUUGCAGAAGACAAUAGGUGUUUUCCCAUUGAAUUUGACAAGAAGGGUGUGGACUAUGUAAGAUCCCACAAAUAUGCCAGUGGUAUAGAGCCCAUAGAUGAAAAGUCAGGUCAAUGGUUUGGAGCAACAAUUGCAGCGUCAACUGAAGCUGGAGGCCCAUUAUUGGCAUGUGCUCCAAAAUAUCAUUGGUUUGGCUACAUUAAGGCUAACUGGACAGUUGCUGGUUUCAAGGAUGUUGUAGGUGCAUGCUGGCUUACCACUUUGGGAAAUGACGUAUCUACUGAAUAUUCGCCAUGUCGUAACAAUGAAACUGCAGGCCAUCAUCGUCAAGGUAUGUGUCAAGCAGGUUCAGCUGCUGCCAUUACCAAAGAUGGCAAGAGGUUAUUUAUUGGAGCACCAGGAAGUUGGUAUUGGCAAGGUCAGUUAUUUACAGUAGAGAGCAACGUAACUUUACCUUUCACACCUGCUGGUAGUGGACGUACUCCUUAUGAGCAACCUCGCUUACUGGCAACAAAAGAAGGCCCUGCUUACGAAGAUAAUAGCUAUCUUGGUUACUCUGUGGCAGUGGGAGAUUUUCUUGGCAAUAAAGACAGUGGUGUUGCUGUUGGCGUACCUCGUGGAGCAGAUCUUAAUGGAAAAGUUUUGAUGUUCUCUUCCCAAUUGUACAAUCACCAAAAUAUCACUGGUGAACAGAUGGGUUCAUAUUUUGGCUAUGCAUUAGCUGUUGCUGAUAUUGAUGCUGAUGGUUUGGACGAUAUUAUUAUCUCUGCUCCUUUUUACACUCCACCAGAUUUAGCUGGAGUGAAAAUAGAAACUGGAAGAAUAUAUGUUUUCUAUCAAAAAGCUGAUCCAAUCAAGUUCUCAAAAUUCCAUACUAGAGAUGGUCAAAGCAAUAGAGGACAAUUUGGUCUGUCACUUGCCUCUUUAGGUGACAUUGAUGCAGAUGGAUUUGGUGAUUUUGUCGUUGGUGAGCCUUAUGGAGGAGAUGAGAAUCGUGGUGCUGUCUACAUUUAUCGAGGAUCUCCAGAAGGUGUUGAAGAAAAAUACUCUCAAGUAAUAUACUCAGAAAAUUUGGAGCAACCAGUACGUACGUUUGGUUGGUCUGUCGCUGGAGGACUAGAUUUAGACAGAAAUGAGUACACUGAUCUUGUUGUUGGCGCUUAUGAGUCGAAUGCAGCUUUUUAUUUCCGUGCCAGGCCUGUUAUUGAGAUGACAGCUGCUUUGGUAUUUUCUCGAAAUUUGAUCUCAUUGACUACGCAUAAUUGCCUUCUGUCCGACGGUUUUCCAGCAGCUUGCGCUGAUUUUAAGGUUUGUUACAUGUAUGUGGGCAAAGGUGCAUGGCCAAGACACGAAUUUAACGUAACGAUCACAUUGGAUGCCAAGAAGAAGAAAAGUCCACGCAUGUUCUUUCUUGAUUAUGAGACUACGAGCGUGUUGACUUAUCCAGUUACGUUGUCGUCUGGUCUGCAAAAUUGUCGACAAUUCCGAGCCUAUCUUGCAAAACAAGUGCGUGACAAAUUGACACCAUUGGAAGCUGAAAUGCACAUCGAAUUGCAGAAUAAUUCCACGAGGGCUGCAAAUCAUUGGAAAACUCGUAGUCCAAAAAGUAAAUUGCAAGCGGUGUUAAGCCCGAAAAAUACAAAGCAAACGGGUUCCCUCAACAUUCAGAAAAAUUGUGGGCCAGAUAAUAUUUGCAUACCAGAUCUGUCGGUGAGAAUCAAAAGACAUCCUGGCGAGUACGUACUAAAUUCAGGACACGCUCUCGAUUUGGACGUGAACAUUCAAAAUAACGGUGAGGAUGCCUUUGAAGCUUCUUAUUAUUUAUUCUUACCCAAAGGUAUAGAUUACGUCAACGUUGAAAAUUCAAACUACUCCAAGGAAUUGAUUGUACAAUGUACGGCUCCAAAAGACAGUAAUAACAAUACUUUACGUUGUGACAUCGGCAAUCCACUGCCAGCAAAUAAAAAUCUCGAUUUUAAAAUUCGCCUUCAGCCAGUUUUAUUCCACGGCAUGAAGCCGAACUUCGAACUGAACAUGAAAGUCAAUUCAUCCAACAACGAGCGGCCUAAUAGCAUUAUGGAUAAUAUUUACAGAAUCAAUGUGCCUGUGCGUGUCAACACCGUUUUGAAAUUGUACGGUGAAAGUAAGCCUAAGGAAAUUGAUUUCAACUGGGCCAAGUAUGUAAAUACUGACUUUUCCAAAUUGAAUAAUUUAGAGAAGAGUCCACUCGUUAUGCAUAAUUACACGAUUCGCAACAGUGGACCGUCCGCUAUUUUGCGUACUGCUGUCAAUCUUACUUGGUCAGCCGAGACGUUAGCAGGCGACAUUUUGCUUUAUUUGUUCGAGCAGCCAGAAGUCACAGAAGGCAAAGUUGUAUGUGAUUCAGCUAAUGCAGACUUUUUGAGUAUUAAGCAGAAGCUGAAAGACCGUCUUCUUUCGCCGCAAGAAUUCAAUAGUAACGACAAAUUGCGCAACAAAAGGCAAGCAUAUAGUCGUGAAAGCUCGCAUAGUCCAUUUUGCGAAGGUACGAGGUGUGUCCAUUUGACAUGUAAAGUCGGACAGUUGCAGCAGAACGAAGAAGUAUUCAUUGCUAUGAAGUUCUUGGUCAACAUGACGACCUUGUCGAAUAUAACUAAAGAGAGACUGCAGCUUUCCUCAUUUAUGAAUGCAACGGUCACUUCACAGCCGUUUAUCGGCGAGCCGAUAGAAAAAGUCCGAGAAUCUGUUGAAAUUGGCACUACAGUUCAACCUUUGAUUCCACCACCAAAGCCUGACGUCAUUGAUCUUUGGAUAGUUAUACUGGCUGCCUGUGCUGGAAUGGCUAUUUUGUUACUUCUGAUGUUUUUGCUGUAUAAGUGUGGCUUCUUCAAGAGGAAUCGACCUACACCUGUACAUCACGACAAACAACCACUUAGUUCAAGGCCAUUUUUGAGAGAAGAAUACUGAAAAGGAUGUGAAUCUUAAACGUUGACAGAAUACUCAUUGAACUAUUUUAGAGGUGCCUUUAAUCCGAACUAACGAAGAUAAGCGUCUGACUUCGUUACUCGAAUGAAUCGUUACUCUGAGAAAAUUUGUUUUACUUAGAUAUUUUCGAUAACACUAAACGAUUUCUUCUCAGAAUUUCACGUAGACAACACCGAAAAGGGUACAAUUUCUAGAAUGUACCACGGUUGUUUUUUAGAAUUUUUAUGGAGAACUUUAGAGUCUCGAAAUAUAGAGUAAUCGAUUAUUAAUCAAUUUGCAAUUCUUACCUUAGUGUAUUCUUAAUACCAAAAAUUAUUAAUUCAAUAUCGACUAGAAUUUUAUGACACAAAGUAUUUGAGUUGAAUUUAUGAUGUAUUAACUUAUUGAUAAAUUUUAUAAGAAAUAAAUUUUUUAUUGUUAUUUAACUAAAAUAAUUCGAAGUUAAAAUUAUUUGUAACACAGAAUCUCUUAAUAUACUUAAUUAUUCAUAUAUAUAUAUAUGUGUGCGUGUGGGUGUGUGUGUUGUAUAAGACUUAUGUAAAAUA
Phymastichus coffea is the source of this 5116-nucleotide messenger RNA. Its product is annotated as integrin alpha-PS2-like. Bases 1362 to 4553 code for a protein of 1063 amino acids. The transcript has a single exon. Gene Ontology annotation, biological process: integrin-mediated signaling pathway; cell adhesion mediated by integrin; cell-cell adhesion. Gene Ontology annotation, cellular component: integrin complex; external side of plasma membrane. The record is from RefSeq and is a predicted model, not a curated record. Gene Ontology annotation, molecular function: integrin binding. NCBI's taxonomy places the organism in Eukaryota, Metazoa, Arthropoda, Insecta, Hymenoptera, Eulophidae.